CAUAGACCUACAUCAAACAGUGUACCAAUAGUCGACCUAUGAUCUCUUAAUUCUCUUUUACGUACGAAAAACAACAACAACAUGCAGACUUUGUGAUAGGGCGUAUGGUGAUUGGGUUAUAGGGCACACCGUUUAUCAAAAAUAAAUCAGUUAAACCGAAAAGAAAAAUGGCUUCCCGACUGUUGCAGCUCGGUAAAUUGAACCAAACUCCGCGAGGUUUCUCCGCCAAUACUUCACUGGCUCGAUGUAUCUCGUGUAGCAGGGGAACAUGGAACACCAAAGAACCAGAAACAUCAGGUGAUAUCAAGAAAAGAUGGAAGGACAAAGCAGAGACAGUCAUCAUCGGGGGCGGGGCCGUUGGCGUAGGGACAGCGUACAACCUGGCCAAGGCUGGUAUGAAGGAUGUCGUGCUCCUAGAAAAGAGUGAGCUUACUGCUGGUUCAACAUGGCAUGCUGCUGGUUUGACGACGUAUUUCCAUCCUGGUAUCAAUGUGAAGAAUGUCCAUUACAGGAGUCUCAAGAUGUUUGACCAGUUAGAAGAGGAGACUGGACAGGCUGUUGGAUUCCACAAACCAGGAAGUAUUAGGUUGCUGUCGACCCCAACAAGAAUGGAUGAGGCUAAAUACCAAAUGGCUAGACAAGGAUGGAACAAAGCUUAUCAGAAACUUCUUACUCCAGAAGAGGUUCAAGAGUUGUGCCCAAUCAUUAACUUGGAUGGUGUUCUCGGUGGUAUCCACACAACAGGGGACGGUCACAUUGACCCGUACUCCUUGACCCAAGCCUUGGCUAUAGGAGCUCGUAAGUACGGAGCUGACAUCUACAUGCCUGCACCUGUGAUUGGUAUGAAGCAACGUAAUGAUGGCACGUGGGAUGUCGUUACCAACGAAGGAACGAUCCAUGCUCAGAGAGUCGUCAAUGCCACAGGCUUCUGGGCCAAGGAGGUGUUCCAGAUGAUCGGUAGGGAUAUCCCCAUGAUCUCGGCUCACCAUCAAUACAUGGUGACCUCUACCAUCCCAGAGGUCAAAGCUCUCAAGACUGAGUUCCCAGUAAUGAGAGACCUGGAGGGAUCCUACUACCUCCGUAUGGAGCGGGACGGGCUCCUGUGUGGACCCUACGAGAAACAGCACAAGAUGAAGCUCCAAAACGAGUGGGCAGAAAAUGGAGUGCCUCCAGGUUUUGGUAAGGAGUUGUUUGAGAGUGAUCUGGAUAGGAUUCAGGAUCAUCUUGAGAUCGCUAUGGCUCGGUUCCCCUGCCUUGCUGAGGGUAACAUCCAGAGUGUGGUGAGUGGACCUAUAACAUACACCCCGGAUCUAAUGCCCAUGGUAGGUCCAGUACGAGGUCUGCAUAACUACUGGUCCGCUUGUGGCUUCAGCUAUGGCAUCAUUCACUCCGCUGGCAUCGGAGAGUAUCUGAAGGAUUGGAUCAUGGAUGGGGAACCCCCCUAUGACCUCAUUGAGAUGGACGCUGAUCGCUAUGGUGAUUGGUGCGACUAUGACUACCAAAAGGUUAAGAUCAGCGAGUCGUACGGCUUCAAUAAUGCCAUAGGCUGGCCUCAUGAGGAGCGCUUUGGUGGUAGACCAACCAAGAGAGUGUCGGGUGCCUAUCAGCAGAUGAAGGAUAGAGGUGCAGAUUAUGGCUUUCAUUCAGGAUGGGAGCAGCCUCAUUGGUUUGCUCUAGAAGGAGAUGAGGCUGGGUACAAGCCUAGUUUCCACAGGACCAACUGGCAUGGACCCGUAGGGAGAGAAUACGAGACAGUGAUGAACAAAGCUGGUAUCAUUGAUCUAACCCCAUUCGCUAAGUUUGUUGUCAAGGGACCUGAUGCAACUCAAUUGAUGGAUGUCCUCCUGGCUAACAAGCUUCCCGCUGCUAUUGGAGGAUGUAGUGUAGGGCAUAUGCUGACACCCAAGGGCAAAGUGUAUGCAGAGCUUACAAUCACCAAGACAGCAGACAAUGAGUACUUCUGUAUAACAGGAGCAGGCUCUGAGAUACACGAUCUCAGGUGGAUUGAGCAGAAGGCUUUCGAGAUGAAACUGGAUGUGAAAUGCUCUAACGUCACAGAGGAGCAGGGUGUCCUAGGUCUGGCUGGACCCCAAUCCCGAGACAUCAUGGCCGCUCUGACAGACUCUGAUGUUAGCGAAGAAGGUUUCAAGUUCAUGAGAGCUAAGGAUAUAGUGCUAGGAGGUGUCAAGUGUUACGCCAUUAGGAUUACAUACUCAGGUGAGCUUGGCUGGGAGUUGUAUCAUGCCCGAUCCGAUUCAGCUAAACUAUAUGAAGCGUUGCUGAAGGCUGGUGAGCCGCAUGGUGUAUGUGACUUUGGUCUCUAUACGAUGAAUGUACUCAGAAUUGAAAAGGGAUUCCGUGGAUGGGGAUCAGAGAUGUUAACAGACAACAAUCCUCUAGAGGCUGGUCUAUCUCCAUUCAUCAAACUCAAGAAGCCAGCUGCAUUCAUUGGUAAGGAUGCGGUGCAGAAGAUCAAGGAUGAUGGUUUGAAGAGGAAGGUCACUCUCCUCAAGGUCGAUGCUGAAGAUGUGGAUCCAGAGGGGAAUGAAACAAUCUGGGUAGAUGGCAAGGUUGUUGGUAACACUACCUCAGGAUGUUUCAGCUAUCACCUGAAUCAACCCAUCGCAUACGCAUACCUCCCCAUGGACCUCCAGGAGAUUGGGUCAAAGGUUGAAGUUGAGCUGCUUGGCAACAAAUGGCCUGCAACGGUCAUCCAAGAGCCUUUAGUCUUGACCGAGCCUGCCAGAAGGAAACAAGAGAAGAAGCAACGCGCAAGUUGAUUCUGCUGAAAUAGUAGCAAUCAAAAAUAGGACUAUUUCUAUCAAUGAUAAGUGAAGUGUGUUGAUUUUUUUUUUAAUUUCGAUCCAACCAGGCCUGCCUUACUUAUAAUGUAGAGGAAGCAGCAAAUGAACAAUUAUUAUUAAUUACAAUGUCGAGAUGAUAUGCAGUAUUACUUGAAGUUCUUUUCUGAAAAUAUUCAUUUCUGUGUUGAACAAAAAAAAAACACACCAACCAUAAGAAUUUUAUUUUUGCAAGAAUGUGAUAUGUGAGCAGUUUACUUGCUCACUUUAUAUUUUACAUCAGUUUUAUAUUCUUGUCAUAGCACUUCUUGUAUGUUCUUUGGAUAGAAUUAUUUUUUCUCAAAAUAGAGAAGCCAUGUUAUAGUGGACCAAUAUGUGUCAUUCUAUGUUCAGAAUGUGAGCAUCAAAUAUUACUUCUGCGAGGAGUUAUUGCAAGUUCAAAUACACAAUAAACUUAAAAGUCAUCGGUGAAUAGACUAUCUGAUGCAUCUGUACAUGCUCUCAUUAGAAUAGGGCACUCACAGAAUCGUAUUAGACUAUGCAAAUCUAAAUAUAUGGAAAUAUAUUAUUUCCAAAGUUUAUUUUCCAAGUUCUUUUGCAUUUCUUUCAUUGUGUCCAUGGCUCAGCUCCACAGUAGAAUAUUACUUUGAUAAAUCAUUACAUUCCAUCCAGAUCUUUACACUCGCAAAGCUCUAGAUUUCUUGUUCUUCCACUGCUCAAUACUAACUAGCUGUGGAAUGCUCAUCUUUGAGAGAUUCGUAGUAGCAGAUCAGCUGAAGUGUGUAAAAGAGUCUUGAAACAUAUCUGUUUGAUUUGGCAUGUAAUCAAUUGUUCUGUCAUUUUUGUAUGUUCUUUCUUAUAUUCUUUUUAUAAUGCAAAUGCUUUUAUGUGAUCUCUCUCAUUUUUUUUUUCUUUCUUGUUUCAAAAGGGCGCCUUGAGCAUUUGAUUUCAAGUGGAUUCGGCGCCAUAUAAAUUUCAUAUAUAUUAUUAUUAUUAUUGUUAUUUGAGAAUGAGAUAAUUAAGCAUACUUUUGUAAUGCUGCAGUUUGUACUACAGUUACCUCAUAAUACUCUUCAAGUCAAAGACAAUCAUGUGUAGUAUUGAUUCUAUGUGCACUGCACCACUGUAUAGUUUACAAAAGAGAAACUUAAUCAGUAUUUACCUUUCUUUUUUUCAUGUCGUUUGACUGCCAAGAUCUAUUGAUAUCUGUGGGAAAAAAUGUAAUUUGUAUAUUUAAGAUAAUUCAUAAGUAUAAGUUUCCUUCAUAUCCUAUUACUAUCCAAUUUCCUUGUAGCUGAUUUCUUGAAUUCCAUUCCCCUUUAUUGUAUACAAUCAUUUUUUGUUUUCUUCCUUCCCCGUAUCAAGUGCGUAUUAUGUUUCUUAAAGUUACAAGCUUCCUUCUUGUAAUAUUUUUCUUUGUUCUUUGAAAAUCCUAACGAUUUGUUAUAUGUUUCUCUUUGUAGUUGUAUUUUGGAGCACGAUUGGUAGAUUUGGGUAAAUAUGCUUGGUUAACAAUGCUGAUCCAUUCUAUAUUUAAGCCAAAUCUUUUAUUGUCCAAAAUGUCAUGAAAAACUCAACAUCACUGCCUAUACUAGUGUAAUGAUAAUAUAAUAAAAUACUCAUAGAUCUUAUUUUUUUUGUCAUUUUUUUAAACUGGAAUUUUAAUACAUUUGUUUAAAUUCUGAUGUAUACAACUCACAAUAUUAAUGUUUACCUCUUAAAUCUCAUUGGACAAUUAUCAAUCUCAAGGAAUGCUUCUGCAAUAGAGUACCGGUACCAUCAUUUCUUGUUCUUAACUUUUUAGUUCCCCUUCUCUUUUUUGAUAGGAGGUCUUACACAUGUACUUGUAUGUAUCUCUGGUUACCCUUUGAACGUAUCUUUGAACAACCAAGUUUUUUUAACCGUUGUUUUGUCUUUAGUAUACUAAUAUCACCAGUCAUUUUACCUUGGGUAUUAAGGCUGGUUUUAAUAGUUUGGUCUAAAUACAUGUGGAACACAUUUUUAAGUGCUUUUUAAUAAUGGCAAGUAAAAAGUGAUGUGAAGUACCUAAUGUAUUGGAUCUUAAAAGAAUGUUCCAUGGAAUUAACUAUCACAAUUUCGGCUUCCCGGUAUGUAUUUUAGGUAGAAAGACCAGAUCUGCUAGUUUGUAUAAAAGAUUGAUAAAAAGGUAUCUGUGGUAUUGUAAGGAAUAAUCUAGUUCUUCCAUAACAUCCCCUGCAGUAGUACUCUGGGGAGUGGUGAAUUACAUGUAUGUACUACUAUGAAUGGUUUUUAAUUGAUAGGAAAAAAAAUCAUUUUAUGUGAUUAUAACAUUGAAAAAUCAGGAGAAUAUUAAACCACCUUCAGCCAAAUAAAAGAAUGCAAUUUUUGAACAUUUUAUCAAUGAAAAUCGUGUCCUAAUUCAUAUCUACCUAUCUACCUGCAUUAAUGUAUGCCAGUAGAUGACAAACAUUUGAUUUUUUAUCAAUAAAGAAAUCAAUAAAAUAACAUUUAUGUUUGUACAACUCGA
Molecule: messenger RNA, 5310 nt
Organism: Strongylocentrotus purpuratus (purple sea urchin)
Lineage: Eukaryota; Metazoa; Echinodermata; Echinoidea; Camarodonta; Strongylocentrotidae
Gene: dmgdh
Product: dimethylglycine dehydrogenase, mitochondrial
Exons: 14
Coding region: 168-2780 (870 amino acids)
Cellular component (GO): mitochondrion
Molecular function (GO): protein binding; oxidoreductase activity
Source: RefSeq, a predicted model, not a curated record